Agrilus planipennis (emerald ash borer) is the source of this 2842-nucleotide messenger RNA. RefSeq names its product patj homolog (gene Patj). The transcript is spliced from 5 exons. Bases 246 to 2642 code for a protein of 798 amino acids. Gene Ontology annotation, molecular function: protein binding. The record is from RefSeq and is a predicted model, not a curated record. Lineage: Eukaryota; Metazoa; Arthropoda; Insecta; Coleoptera; Buprestidae.
UUAUAAGUGUUACAUGUUUAUGUUUGUGAUGGUAUUCUGUGGUGGUAUUUGUCUAUGACAGUAUGCGCAGUAUGUUUGUGGUUUUUAUGGUAAUAUAGUAAUCAAUGGUAAUUAAUUAUGAUCCGUCAUAUUUAUAUUGUACUUAUAGAUAAAUGGAUAGUUUUGACAUUCGCAGUGCUGCAGUAAAUAUUUUGCUGCUUUUGUGUGUCGUUUAAGUUGUGUGUUGUCUAUAUAUAAUCACAAAUAUGCAUUUAAAUGCUGAUAUUUCAAGUGCUCUACAAUUGUUAGAAGACAUUAAAUUAACAAUAAAUGAAUUGGACGAUUUAAAACUUCAAGGGAAUGCAAAUCGAGAGAUUAACGUUCUGGUAUCAGUUUUAGAAAACCCAAUAUUUAGAAGUGUUGUUACUAUACAAGAUUCUCUAUAUGAACUUAACCAACAAUUGGGUCAACAUCCUUCAAUUUUACCAGUAGAUUUUGAUAUAACGUUAACAGGGGAGUUAGCAUUAAAUGUACCGCCUGUAGAACUUUUCGACCCUGGUUAUGCAGAAGAUUAUCAUCAUCCUCAUGAUUUUGAUGAACAAAGAGUACCCUCUGCUCCAGUAUCACCAGGAUCUCCCCAACUUCAUGCUUUCAACGAGGACAAUGUUUUACUCAGAACUGCAAAGUCUUUAACACCAGACUUUCUUUCUACAAAGAACUCUCACGGUCCUGACGAAGAGGAGAAUAUUUAUCGGUCACCAUCAGCAAUUAGUGAUACUUCUAAAGCAGGUUCUGAUGCAAUUUUAAAUUCAGAAUGGGCUCAAGUAGAAGCCAUUGAUCUAAUUAAUGAUGGAACUGGAUUAGGAUUUGGUAUUGUUGGAGUUAGAACUAUGGGAGUUGUAGUUAAGACUAUUUUACCAGGUGGUGUUGCUGAUCGAGAUGGAAGACUUCAAAGUGGUGAUCACAUUCUACAGAUUGGAGAUGUGAAUUUACAUGAAAUGGGCUCUGAACAAGUAGCAACGGUUCUGAGACAAUCUGGAACCCAUGUAAGAUUAGUGGUGGCCCGUCCUGCAGAAUUUUCCUUGUCAUCAGAUUAUAAAUAUCUUAGUUCUUCUGCACCAUUGGUUCCUACACGACUUCUAAAUGAUCCAAAUGAAUUAGAUCAAUAUUUAAUACAACACAAAUAUUCGCCUAUUUUCAAAAACAAUAUUAUAGAAGCUAAUACAAUAAAUAACAGUAACAUUUCUCCAACUAAUUCAGCAUUAGGAUCAACUCCUGGGACCCUUUCUUCACUUAACAUUGAAGCAAAAGUACCAGAAAUGGAGAAGUUUACUGUAGAGCUAAGAAAAGACCACAACGGUUUGGGAAUCACAAUAGCAGGAUAUGUAUGUGAAAAGGAGGAAUUAUCAGGAAUUUUUAUUAAGAGCAUAAGUAAAGGAAGUGCUGCUGACUUGAGUAAAAAGAUUCAAGUGAAUGAUAGGAUAGUAGAAGUAGAUGGUCGUUCCUUGCAAGGAUAUACCAACUUACAAGCAGUUGAAGUGUUAAGAAGCUGUGGAAGUGAAGUUAAGUUGUGUUUAGAAAGAUAUUUACAUGGACCAAAGUUUGAACAGUUACAACAAGCUAUUGCCGCCACGACAUUUUGUAAUUCAAAUCAGAAUCAACGAAUUUCAGGAAAAAGGGAGAUCUCUACUUCAGGAAUGAAGCAGGAUUUGCUGAAGCCCAUAGAAACAAGGAACGAAUUUGUAAAUUUAGCCCAAACAUCGCAAGAGCCCGUGGAGUUAACCCCAACUGAAGCAGAGGCUAUCAAAAAGAAGUGGAAAGAAAUUAUUGGCCAAAAUUUUGAAAUUGUUAUUGCUCAACUGACUAAAUUUGGAGAAAGGGGUGGUCUGGGUAUUAGUUUAGAAGGAACAGUAGAUGUAGAAGAUGGACAGGAAGUACGACCACACCAUUAUAUAAGAUCCAUAUUACCAGAAGGGCCUGUAGGAAAGAACGGAAAAUUACGCUCCGGAGAUGAGCUUUUAGAAGUUAAUGGUCAUAGGCUGCUUGGUAUGAAUCACCAUGAAGUAGUAAGCAUUUUAAAAGAAUUACCAAUUCAUGUAAGAAUGGUUUGUGGCCGUCCUAAUAACGGAGAUAAAAACAAUUUUAAAAUUUUGCAAGAUUCUCCGUUUUGUCAAAGAGGCAAUGCUCUAGGAGGAAGUUUGCAAAAUCUGUUUCCUGCCUCUGAUAGACUUGUCAAAGCCAAAUCGGAUGGUUCGCUAACUACAAGCAUAGGGGUUUCUGGUACUUCCGAGGGCACUUUAAGCAAAAUGAAAUCUAGGUCUUUAGAGCCACUAACUGGCUUAGCAAUGUGGAGUUCAGAACCACAAGUAAUUGAAUUAGUAAAAGGCGAAAGAGGACUUGGAUUUUCAAUUUUGGAUUAUCAGGAUCCCAUUGAUCCAAAUGACACCGUGAUUGUAAUACGCAGCUUAGUACCUGGAGGUGUUGCUCAAAUGGAUGGGAGACUAAUUCCUGGCGACCGAUUGCUUUUCGUAAACGACACCAUAUUAGAAAAUGCUUCAUUAGAUCAAGCAGUACAGGCUCUAAAAGGCGCGCCUAAAGGAAUUGUACGCAUUGGAGUUGCUAAACCACUACCAGUACUUGAUUCUCUCCCUCAUAAUGCUUAAGUGGUUUUUUCGUAUUUACUUCACUCUUUAAGUAGGUACUUGAACAUUCCCUUUUAGUUGUACAAAUUUCUCGAAUGAUAUUGCAAUGUACAUACUGAUUUAAUGCAUACAUAUAUACAUACUUAUCUUUUCAGUAUUAAAUGGAAUGUGUAAUCUUAAUUUGAUAGUUUUUGGAGAUUAAAGAAGUGGAAACAUAAAAA